Onychostoma macrolepis is the source of this 2051-nucleotide messenger RNA. RefSeq lists its product as uncharacterized. The record is from RefSeq and is a predicted model, not a curated record. Bases 40 to 1872 code for a protein of 610 amino acids. NCBI's taxonomy places the organism in Eukaryota, Metazoa, Chordata, Actinopteri, Cypriniformes, Cyprinidae. The transcript has 4 exons.
UUAAUAAACGCAUCACAUAUUUCACAAGCAUGUGCUAUAAUGGCGUUUUGGAAAAUACGGGGAAGGCUGUUAAUUAUACUAAGUUCUUUCACCUGCAUUACUGUAAUACACUGCAGAAGUCUGCUACAAUUUUCUGGAACGGAAAAAACAAACGAUGAAGGUGGCCAAAUUAAUUCAAAACAAUUUAUGUCAGACUACGAGGGAUAUUUUGUGCCCUUAGCUGAUUUUGACUAUCUCGGUGAAGACGCCAGAGUUUCAGGUCUGCAGAAGAGAUCAAUUAAAGGGCAAUUACUCAGUUCUUCUGAAGCAGCCUGGGGUGCCAUGUCUCCAAAGCUGCGGUGUGGCGACGAUCUCAUGAAGUUACAACUCAGUGGUCCAGAAGUAGCAAACGUUGAGCUUUGUCGAGGUAAUGGGGUGCCUGUUCCUCUCACUCAGUUGCCACCUCACUGUGGACACACCACACCCACAUAUGGAGGUCUUGUCUAUGCUACUCCCUAUGAUGGAUGUGGUGUUGCGCAACAGGGAGGGAGUUAUGUGAUGCAAAUACAGUGGCAGGGAAACUCCGCAGUCAUUUCUUGUCCUAUGACCUCUACCACUGCAAAAGAAACCUUCCAGGGACCUCAUCCUCCUGAGUAUCUGCACAUUCUGCUGCCUCCCUUUUCUCCUGGUACACAAAGUCCAGAAGCACUUGCAAUGCCACAAGCAUCUGAUACUACUACACUGAAACCACCACCUCCUGGGUACCCACAAGGGUUUUGGCCUUUCCCCCAUUAUCUUUAUCCUGGAAGGGUUUAUCCCAUAGCUAAGCAAACCGAGAAACCGGUUACAACUGCCCAAGCACCAAUUGAAGAGCAUCAACCUCCACAGUACCACCAGAUGUUUUGGCCAAACUAUUACCACCCUGGUUACCUUCAUCAUGGCAAACCAAUGCCUGCUGAGGAACCUUUUCCAACCUCUGGCUCGAACACUGAAUCAGAUGCCCAAGCACCAACCAAAAAGCCUCAACCUCCACAGUACCACCAGAUGUUUUGGCCAAACUAUUACCACCCUGGUUACCUCCAUCAUGGCAAACCAAUGCCUGCUGAGAAACCGUUUCCAACCUCUGGCUCGAACACUGAAUCAGAUGUCCAAGCACCAACUGAAAAGCCUCAACCUCCACAGUACCACCAGAUGUUUUGGCCAAACUAUUACCACCCUGGUUACCUCCAUCAUGGCAAACCAAUGCCUGCUGAGAAACCGUUUCCAACCUCUGGCUCGAACACUGAAUCAGAUGCCCAAGCACCAACUGAAAAGCCUCAACCUCCACAGUACCACCAGAUGUUUUGGCCAAACUAUUACCACCCUGGUUACCUCCAUCAUGGCAAACCAAUGCCUGCUGAGAAACCGUUUCCAACCUCUGGCUCGAACACUGAAUCAGAUGCCCAAGCACCAACUGAAAGGCCUCAACCUCCACAGUACCACCAGAUGUUUUGGCCAGAUUACUACCCUCAUGACCCUCUCAGGCCAAAGCCAGCUCCAGCCAUCCCCACUGCUCCCCCACCAGGCUUGCCAGCAACAACCCAGAUGCUGCAGCCCCCAGUAUACCCUGGAAGUCUAUUCCCUCAGUAUAACACUUACCCUGAUUAUCCUCUCUAUCUGCAAGAGUUUUAUCCACGACACCCAGUUCAGCCUCCCAAAACUCCUACUGCACCGCCUAUAACCACCACUCCUCAACCCUGUACUACAACUGCAGCUGCUGAAUGCAGACCCUCUGCCAACCAGCCUCCCAAUGUUCCACCCCAGCGACACAUACCUCCCAGUUCUGUAUCUUAUGAAAAAGACCCUGUUGCGCUUCAAUUUGUGGACUUUUUGAAUCCUGACUCUUUCCCAUGAAGUUUUGUUAUGAGGACUGAGGCCAGAUGUGUAGAAUUAGGCUGGUAAUGUGCUGCAUGUUGUUUUGAAAAGGAUUGCCUCCUGACUUAAUGCUAGUUAUAAUGUAUGGAGUGAUUGAACUGAUUCCUGCUCCUGAACUGCUUUUUGUCUUCUCAAACCAUUCAAUAAAUCAAAUAUGA